AUGUCCCAUGUUUUGAAUCGAGAAGAAAGAAGAAGAUCAAAUAUCUGGAUCACGAUGGGUUCUUGUUUCAGUGUUGGAUUGAAAAUUGAAAGUUCACGUUUAGAUGGUAAAGUUACAUCUGCAUCAGUACCACCAAGCCCUCGGAGCCCUAGAAGUCAAACAGAAAUCUUACAAUCAGGAAAUUUAAAGCCUUUUAGCUUCAAUGUACUUAAAUUGGCUACAAGAAAUUUCCGACCCGAUAGUGUUCUUGGAGAAGGUGGAUUCGGGUCGGUUUUCAAAGGAUGGAUCGAUGAGCAAUCACUUACAGCCGCCAAACCUGGAACUGGAACUGUCAUUGCUGUCAAGAGAUUAAAUCAAGAAGGUCUUCAAGGUCACCAAGAAUGGCUGGCAGAAAUUAAUUAUUUAGGGAUGUUAAACCAUCAAAAUCUGGUGAAAUUAAUCGGUUACUGUUUAGAAGAUGAUCACAGACUGUUGGUAUACGAGUUCAUGCCUCGAGGGAGCUUGGAAAAUCAUCUUUUCAGAAGAAGUUCUUACUUUCAACCUCUCUCAUGGACCCUACGAAUUAAGGUCGCUUUAGGUGCUGCGAAAGGGCUUGCUUACCUUCAUAGCCCGGAAGCGAAAGUGAUAUAUCGUGAUUUCAAAUCUUCAAAUAUCCUCAUCGAUUCGAAUUACAAUGCGAAACUUUCUGAUUUCGGAUUGGCAAAAGACGGACCGGUGGACGGAAAAAGUCAUGUUUCGACGAGAGUUAUGGGAACUUACGGAUAUGCAGCGCCGGAGUACAUGGCGACAGGUCAUUUGACGGCGAGAAGUGAUAUAUACAGUUUCGGGGUGGUUCUGCUGGAGAUUUUGACGGGGAGGCGGUGCAUCGACAAAAACCGUCCCUCCGGCGAGCAAAUUCUGGUGGAGUUUGUUAAACCUUAUUUAUCGAGCAAACGACGGAUUCUUCAUAUUAUGGACCCGCGUCUCGGUGGCCAGUACUCGCCGACGGUGGCGAUGAGGGCGGCGAUUCUGGCGAUGAAAUGUCUCUUGAAAGAACCGAAGCACCGGCCGAGUGCUGAUGAGUUGGUGAAAUCAUUGGAGCAGCUUCAGGAUUUGCAGAAGACGGCGGAUAGUUCGAGAAGGGAACCGGUUCGGAAACAGGGUGAUAGAAAACCGGAUUCGUAUCCGAGACCUGCUGGGUCGGGUUCGGGUUCGGGUGUGGGUGUGGGGUCAAUUAGUGGAAAGAGUUGAGAAAGCGGCGGGGAAGAUUGGGUGUACAGUUUUGACUUGUAAUCUUGUAUGUUGUGCUUUUGACGGAGUGUUUGAUUUUUUUUUUUUUUUUUUUUUUUUUAAUGAAAGCACAAUGUAAAGGAAUGGAUGAUGAGAUUUAUUU
Molecule: messenger RNA, 1372 nt
Organism: Lactuca saligna
Lineage: Eukaryota; Viridiplantae; Streptophyta; Magnoliopsida; Asterales; Asteraceae
Source: the annotation of a GenBank genome assembly